UUAGUGCUGAACGGGCUGAACCAAACAAAAUAAAAUCCGUAUUUCACUCAUCAUAAUUUAGCAUAAAAUCCAGACACCAUGAAGCCCACAGGCGACAUAGACUCGCUCCGCACCGAGCACGAGUCCGAUGAGCAAUGGACAGUGCGGCGGAACUUCAUGCUCGAACAUAAAGAUGAUUUUGGAGAAGACGAGUUGAUCACGUUGGCUCAACUCUUUACCAAUAUCGAGUUCCUGGGAUGCAGAUACCCACCCGAGACGAUGAAGAGGAUAGCCAUGCUUUCGGAGAAGGUGGCCUCCAACUACCGGGACAGCCGUAAGAACAAGCUGAAGCGGACAUUUGUGCAAGCCAGCAGCGCUGCCGAGCAAAAGGCUAAGAGGACCUUCAAAUAAAUGUGACAUAUAUAGUACGUAUUUUUUGGCAUUAGAAAAAAGGUAAACAAUCUUGACAUGUCUUUUAAUUGAAAAACACGUUUUAAAAAUAAAUCACGUCAAAUAUGUAACAAUUAUGAAUCUAAUCUCAUCUUCUUCCUCGCAUUAUCCCGACAUUUUGCCAAGGCUCUUGGAAGCCUGGUGUCCGCUUGACAACUAAUCCCAAAAAUUGACAUAGGCACCAAGUUUUUACGAAAGUGACUGCCAUCUGACCUUCCAACCCAGAGGGGAAACUAGGCCUUACAACAACAAUUAUGAAUCGAAUACGAUCAUUUAUAUUCUUCUGUUUUCAUAAGUAAUAGUUACUGAUUUAUAAAAAGCGUUUUUCAAUUACAAGGCAUGUCAAGAUUGCUUACCUUCUUUCUAAUGCUAAAAAAACGAACUAUAGUCUAACACACCUAGCUUGUCAGCAAUAAAAGACGGCAAAAUUAAUAAAAUGCAUGUGCAAAUGGU
Messenger RNA from Cydia splendana, 882 nucleotides. Its product is annotated as partner of xrn-2 protein 1-like. The record is from RefSeq and is a predicted model, not a curated record. Bases 79 to 390 code for a protein of 103 amino acids. The transcript is spliced from 2 exons. NCBI's taxonomy places the organism in Eukaryota, Metazoa, Arthropoda, Insecta, Lepidoptera, Tortricidae.